Molecule: messenger RNA, 909 nt
Organism: Humulus lupulus (European hop)
Lineage: Eukaryota; Viridiplantae; Streptophyta; Magnoliopsida; Rosales; Cannabaceae
Product: signal peptidase complex subunit 2
Exons: 5
Coding region: 129-713 (194 amino acids)
Biological process (GO): protein targeting to ER
Cellular component (GO): signal peptidase complex; membrane
Source: RefSeq, a predicted model, not a curated record
AUUGCGCACCCAGCAUCGUAGGUUAGAAAAAUUAAAGGCCGUUCGAUUGACCAACGUAACACUCUCUCUCUUUCUCUCUCACCCAAUUCCGGAUCAGUCUUCUUCCAAGCCCUUAAUCUCAAGAAAAAAUGCAGGAGAAGAAACCAGAAACCGCAUCAACGCCACCCAAAAGCCCUAAGAAGACUAAUCUUUUGGAUCACCACUCCAUUAAACACAUGCUCGAUGAGUCUGUUUCUGAGAUCGUUACGAGCCGUGGCUAUGUCGAAGACGUGAGACUCAGUAAUGUUCGGUUGUUGCUCGGAACUGUUAUCAUUGUUAUUGCAUUGUUCGCUCAGUUUUACAAGAAAAAGUUCCCUGAGAACCGUGAUUUCCUCAUUGGUUGCAUCGUGUUGUAUGUAGUCUUCAAUGCGUUGUUGCAGCUGAUCAUAUACACAAAGGAGAAGAAUGCGAUCCUGUUUACCUAUCCUCUUGCGGGCUCAUUCACAAGCACUGGAUUAGAGGUCUCUUCCAAACUACCAAGAUUCUCUGAUAUGUACACUCUUACUAUUUCAAGUGCUGACCCCAAAUCUAUUUCUGCCAAUGAACCAGUAGAGUCGACAAAAAGUGUAACUAAAUGGUUCACGAAGGAUGGAGUCUUGGUUGAGGGCCUCUUUUGGAAAGAUGUUGAAGCAUUGAUGGAUCAAUAUGUGAAAGAACCAAAGAAGAACAAAUGAUAUGGAAGCUCCAAACUUCACUUAUAGGGCAACACUGAUUGGACAGGAGCUCUAGUUAUGCUAUCAUGUAAUCACAGAUGUUGAGCAGGAACAUUCUGGUCCUUUUACAUUGGUUAUUUUAAAACUAAACCCGUUGAAUUGAAGUUUCCUCCAUUUUGAGAAAAAUAUAUAAGAUGAGUUUUAGUCAGAGCUCUCA